CAAAGUCUAAACCCACCCCUCCACUCGUGCCACUCACCCACUACCGGAUUCGUGCCUCGGGUGGCAGCCCUGUCAGUCCUUUCCGUCGGUAUCUCCAUCGAGAUGGGAAAUUGUUGAAAAAAGUCGCUCAGACAAAAAGACAUGUCUGGCUCAGGUUCUCCCUCCGAACCUCCUCCGCCCAUCAUAUCCCAGACAAUGGACUCACCCAUGGUCCCAGAUUCAGCCUCGAGUGGCUCGUCCAAAGACAUCGACAGUUACGACACUCGUUCAUUAACCGACAGCAUAACCGACUAUCCAAUGUACUGGGGUCGACGGUACCACCGCUACAAACAAGACAGCUAUCUGUUUCCUAACGACGAAAGCGAGACGUCUCGUCUCGAUGCUCAGCACGAAAUCCUCAACAGGCUGCAUGCCCGUUUAUACUUUUCCCCUUUAGAUCCAGACAUUGUCCGAACAGUCCUCGACCUGGGCACCGGCACCGGCACAUGGCCCAUUGAACUCGCCGACUCCAAUACUCUUCCAAAUGCCACCAUCACCGGCACCGACCUGUCGGCGGUCCAACCACUAGACGUCCCCAGUAACGUCCACUUUGAAAUCCAAGACUGUGCCGAGGACGACUGGGUCCGACCGCUCGGCAGCGUCGACUACUGCCACGUCCGCUUCCUCGCUGGCUCGCUGAUCUCGUACAAGGACAUGAUCCAGACGGCUCGGCAAUAUCUCCAGCCCGGAACAGGAUGGUUGGAAUGUCAGGAACUCCACCCAUCACCUGUAUCAGACGACGACACCAUCCCCGAAAACUGGCCGCUCAAGACAUGGGAUGAGAACCUCGAGUACGCAUCCAACGAGUGUCUCGAUCCGCCGCGCCCGGUACGUAUCGCGCCGGAAAUCAAGACCUGGAUGGAAGAGGCCGGAUACGUGGAUAUUCACGAGCAUAUCUGCAAAAUCCCUCUCGGUCCCUGGCCCAGGGAUAAACGACUAAAAAUGAUCGGUGGGUGGUGGAUGAACAAUUGGAUCUCCGGCUUGCCUGGAUUCACGUAUAAACUGUUCGGUCCCUACGGGUUGCAGUGGACCCGAGAGGAGAUCGAGGUCAUGCUGGCUGAAGUCCGCAAAGCCGCGACCAUGAAGGAAGUCCAUUCGUAUCAAAAGUAUUAUGUGAUUUAUGGACGAAGGCCGUCUAAAGAAGAAGAGAACGAGGAUCAGAGGUCAUGGCAUGGACACGGGUGAGACGACGGCUCUUGUUUGAUGUAUUCAACACGAAUGAUACGACAUAACGAGCCUUUGCAGGCGGCCUUUGAGGGGCACCGCACGCUACUUCUACGUUUGUGGUGGUAAAGAACGAGCGCGGAGGGCUCGCCCACAGGUAGUGGCUCCGGUCUACGGAGCCGCAGAACAUCCUGCGCAACGCUAACCAGGGUCCUUGGGAGGCCACUUUGAGCUUCUACAACAUGAAGUGCGACGCUCAGAAGUGAGACCAACCACCAUCGACCGCACGAAUACGCCAAUGAAGAACAGAGCACCUCGGACGGACGGUGGACG
Molecule: messenger RNA, 1536 nt
Organism: Exophiala viscosa
Lineage: Eukaryota; Fungi; Ascomycota; Eurotiomycetes; Chaetothyriales; Herpotrichiellaceae
Product: S-adenosyl-L-methionine-dependent methyltransferase
Exons: 1
Coding region: 142-1224 (360 amino acids)
Source: RefSeq, a predicted model, not a curated record